Cladophialophora immunda is the source of this 447-nucleotide messenger RNA. RefSeq lists its product as uncharacterized. Lineage: Eukaryota; Fungi; Ascomycota; Eurotiomycetes; Chaetothyriales; Herpotrichiellaceae. The record is from RefSeq and is a predicted model, not a curated record. The transcript has a single exon. The coding region runs from base 1 to 447 and encodes 148 amino acids.
AUGAAGGCCCAAUCCAAUCUGGUCCGACUGACCGCACUGUCGACGCUCUUCUACUACGUCCGCUGGCGAAUCUGCCAAUCUCCUGACACGUUUGGCGCCAUCCCUGGCUUUCUGCGCCCGACCUCAGUCCAACUAUGCGUUCCGCACCAGCAAUGGAUCGACCUUAUCCCGUGGCCGGCGCUCCGAGACUUCCUCAUCCUGCGCCUGGAUGGAAGCCAGUAUGCACAAUUCCGGGACGUCUUGAACGACACUUUUGUGAUGAAGUGGCCCCAACCCAUAUCAGGUUGUGUCGUCGAGGGCAAGGGUUGUUACACCCUCAGCCUCGAAUUUCGGCGUCACCUUUGCAACAUUGACAAUUGGGCAAUGAAGCCUCAAGCAUUGAAAGAGUUCCCUUUUCUGAGAGAGGUUGUGAAUGUUUUGCCAGAGCACUAUGAGUUGGACGAAUAA